This is a messenger RNA of Eriocheir sinensis (Chinese mitten crab), 5888 nucleotides long. RefSeq names its product ninjurin-2-like. Bases 447 to 1124 code for a protein of 225 amino acids. The record is from RefSeq and is a predicted model, not a curated record. Gene Ontology annotation, biological process: cell adhesion; tissue regeneration. Lineage: Eukaryota; Metazoa; Arthropoda; Malacostraca; Decapoda; Varunidae. The transcript is spliced from 5 exons. Gene Ontology annotation, cellular component: membrane.
UAUUGUGUGGAUGUGGUGAUGAGUGAGCUGGUGGUGUACCUCUUGCUAGUGGUGAUGUGUUGGUGUGAUACUGUUGGUGAUGUGAGGUGGUGUAUCUAUUGUUUGUGGUGAUGUGAUAAUACUGGUGGUGUAUUUCUUGCUAGUGGUGAUGAGGUGGUGUGGUAAUACUGGUGGUGUAUCGCUUGUUUGUGGUGAUGUGAUAAUACUGGUGGUGUACGGAUUAUAAUAGUGGCGGUGAGAGGUGAUCCCUGGUGGGAUAAUACAGUGGUGUAAUCUUAAAGGUGGUGCCAUGUGUAGUCACCCAGAGUGCCAAGAGGGAGUGCCCAAACAGGAAAUUUGUGGCACUACUACUUUAAGCCCUUAUUCUCGGACACUUUGUACCUUACACACCCACACAUCGGAUAAGGCUUUCAUAAAAGUUGUCCAAAGUGAGGAGGAGAGGCACCAUGACAUCCACAGAGCUGGCACCCAUCGCUAACAUCCGGGAGACUGAUGCAGAGGAGAUUGAGCCAGACCACCGCCCUCUCAAGCCGCAUGGGGAUGAGGGUGUGGACGAUGGGUUCGGCCCAGCCCCUGCGCCCCGCCCUGCACCCCCCCGCACGCCCCCCACCAAUGGAGUGCCCCGCCACACCCCGGUACCCCCCCAACCCCCCAUCCCCGGCAGUGGCAGGCCUGGAAGGCGGCCGCUGGACGUGAACCUGUAUGCCACCAAGAAAACCGUGGCACAGGGCAUGAUGGACCUGGCGCUGCUCACGGCCAACGCCAACCAGCUGCGCUACGUCCUGGAGUCAGCGAAGUUUGGCGAGCCAGGACCCAACUACUACAUCAGCCUGACCCUCAUCAGCCUCAGCAUCAUCAUGCAGCUGCUGAUCGGCGUGGCUCUGAUCGUCCUGGGGCGGUACAACGUGUCACGCGAUCACCACGCCCAGAAGGCUGACACUCUCAACAACUGGGUGGUGCUCGGGGUGUUCAUCAUCACUGUCAUCAAUGUCUUCAUCUCCUCCUUCUCCAUCGAGCCCUACCACGGCGUUGACCCCGUGCUGCUGCGGGCAUCCCUGGCGGAGGGGAGGGCACAGACUCUCCCGGCGGAAGUGACGGAGAGGGUGAUGGAUAAGGCACUCUGAGGGCCAUGUGAAGGUAGGAGGUGUGGGCCCUUUCUUCAGGACCUUAUCCGAGGGCCACCCACAGCAGAAAUAGUGCCUCCAAGUGUGCAUUUCCUGGCACUCCCUCUCAGCAAGUUCAAUCCCUUGGCUGCCAACUAUCAAUUCUUCCACUCUUACUUCAGGAACAUAUCCAAGGGGCACCCACAGGAGAAAUAGUCUCAUUCAUUCAUUCAUCUUUGACGCCUGCUCUUAGGAGCUCCCACCAGGGGAUGGCCACGGCAGAAGAGUUUCCAUCUCUCUGUAUCCAGACACUCCCUCCUUGCCUAUUCAAAGUUUCUCAAGGAUCUUUCACCCCUCUCCCUGACAUACUCCUGCACCCUAUCUCCAUUUCACUGGAGGUCGUCCACUAACAUUCCCUCCCUCUAUCUCACUCACAUACACCCUCCUGGUCAUCUUACUCUCCUCCAUUCGCUCCAUGUGGCCAAACCACUUCAAAGUCUGUCGCUUCACUUCUUCCCUUCACCCAUGUGACACAUUCCAAAAUGCUCAUACACAAUUUCAUUACUCAUUCCAUCCAUUCUAUUCAUACCUUGGAAGGUGUUGGGGCUUAGGUCACAUGUUACUGAUGGUUAUAGUAAAGGAGGGAGGGAGGUCAGGUCAGGUCACACUGUAGGGUCUGGGAAGGUGUUGGGACUUGGGGUCUUUAGGUGGUUAUAGUGAAGAGGGAGGGAGGUCAGGUCAGGUCAUACAGUGUAGGGACUGGCAAUGUGUUGGGGUCAGGACACAUGUUAUUUGAGAUACCCUGUGACAAAUAAUUUUCACUCAGUCAGUUUUUGGGCAGAUCUCAUUUAUUUAUUAUUAUUAUUAUAUUAUUAUUACAUAUAUUUAUUUUUUGCUCUCUUUUGCUGGAGUUUCCUCGAGCCAGUUUGUUCUCCGUUGGUCAGUUUCAUAGAUCUUUUUUUUAUCUUUGUGUUAUCAUUAUUAUUAUUGUCAUGUAUUCAUUUCUUUGUCUUUCUUUCUUUUCUUCCUUUUGUUAUAUUACAGGAGAUUACUGGAGCCUUUUUGUUCUCCAUCGGACAGUUUUUUGGCAGAUCUUAUUAUUAUUAUUUUUACUGUGUUAUUAUUAUGUACUUGAGAUUAACGUAACAGAGCCAUUUAAUUUGUUCCGUCAUUGUCGCGUGAGAUCUCGUUUAGUUUCUUCUUUUGUUUUAUCAUUAUUAUUCACUAUGUUGUUAUUAUGUAGUUGAGAUUAACCUAACAGACAUUUAAGCCAUUGCUCAGUUAGUGUUGUGGGAGGUCUCGCUCAACUGUUGUUUUUAUAUGAAUCAAGUUUCCUUUUUUCCUUUUAUUGUGUAACUUAAAUUCCUGAUGCCUCUCUGCCAUGCCUUAUCUCACUGCAACGAGUCUCACUUUAAUAUUGGUUACAGGCAGGUCUCGCUCAACUGUUGUUUUUACACGAGUCAAACUUCUGUUGUGUAACCAAAAUUCCUGAUGCCGUAUUUCACUGCAACGAGUCUCACUUUGAUAUUGGUUAGGCAGGUCUUGCUCAGCUGUUGUUUUUUAUAUUAAUCAAGUUUCCCUUGUUUCCUUUUAUUGUUUAACUUAUAUUCCUGAUGCCUGUCCGCCGUGCCUUAUCAUUGCAACAAAUCUCACUUUGAUAUUAUAAUUACAAUGUCCCCACUUUCCAUAUAUUGUUGUUUUUUAUAUUAUAUCAAGCUUUCUUUUUUAAUUUCCUAAGGCAGAAUCAUUAUAUACAUGCCAGUGGUGCUCUGCCAUAUCCUAACAAGGCUCAAUUUCAUAUCAAUUACUAUACACGUCACUAUUUUAUCUGCUUUUUAUUAGUUUUAUCUCGCAUGGCGUGAUUAUUUUUCUUUAUUUUCAUCAGCUGAGCCAUAAUGACUGGUCAGUUUGUCCUUGACCUAAUUUUCACAAGACUUAAUUUGAUAUUAAGUUUCGUAUGUGUGUGUGUGUGUGUGUGUGUGUGUUCACUCACAAACUUGCUCCUUACCAGUGAUAUUUUUAUUAACUUUGCCGGCUGUGUCUUGUUUUGCUUUGUACCAGGCUCAGUUUAACCAUAAGAAUUAAUACUUUUCUAUGAGCAUAUACAGCUCAUCAUACAGCCCACCGUAUGUCUUAUCUUUUUGGACCCAACUCAUAUAAUAUUACUAUGUUAAUCACUGCAUAUAUAUUUUACCUCACUAUUUACUGACCCAUUAAUAUGAUGUUAUGUUAUGUUAUCACUGCAUAUAUAUUUUAUCUCACUGCUUAAUGCCCCACUGAUAUAAUGUUACUAUGUUAUGUUAUCACUGCAUAUAUAUUUUAUUUCACUGUUUUCUGGCCCAAUAAUAUAAUGUUACUAUGUUAUGUUCUUCUUCUACUUCUAUUCUUCUUCUUCUGUUAUCACUGCAUAUAUAUUUUAUCACUGUUUACUUCCCCACAAAUAUAAUGUUAGUCCUCUCCUCCUUCAUCUUCCUUUUCUUCUUUUUCAUUUACAGUCAAUCGUCUCCCAUUCUUGAGGUUGUACAUGCGAUUAUCCUCCUCUGAUUUUAUUUCCAAGUCUUGUUGCACUGUUCCUCUCCAGACUCUCCUUGUUAUAUUAUCACUGCAUACAUAUAUAACCUCACUGCUUAAUGCCCCACUGAUAUAAUGUCACUCUGUUAUGUUAUCACUGCAUAUGUAUAUUAUCUUUCUGCUUAAUGCCCCACUGAUAUGAUGGUAGUAUGUUAUGUUAUCGCUGCACAUGUAUUUUAUCUCACUGGGGUGUUCACUUGUCCUGGCCCCUCCAUGAUAUCACCAACUCUGCAAUGACUGUUUCCCUCAUGUCUUGUCUCUUGGAAUGGCUGUUCAGGAUGAUGUGGGUAUAAUAUUCUUAUUCAAUAAUUCUCCUUCAUUCUGUGUAGGAAUCUCAAUGUUGAAUAACCCUUUUGACAUCUCAUGUAAGAGCUUUAUCUAAUGUACGUACCUCUUUGGGGCAUUUAAAUUUUGACCAGAGAAUGCUAUGGUUAUUAUCUUUAUUAUUAUUAUUUGGCUUAGUAACAGUUGGCAUUGCAAGUGGAUAGAUUCUCUCCACUAAUAAUUAUUGGUCUAUCCUUCUUUCUUCUUGUCAUAUUCCCUCAUUCCUCUCUGUCUUGGUGGAAUGCAUCACUGCCCUCCUACUUUCCACAUGUAUUUUUCCCUCAUUCCUCUCUCUUACUGGAAUGUAUAACUGCUUUCUAUGGUGCCUUAAUUCUCAAAUAAUCUUAAGAGACAAAUAUAUUUUUUAUCAUACACAAACAAUGACAAGGUCCUGUUUCAGUGGCUGGCCUAAACAGCACUCACAAAAUGGUGAAGGCUUCAGCCCCUUGUGUCCCGCGGGCUGCCAUAACACACUCUCUUGGUACAGUUCCUCCCGUGUAAAGGAGUGAACAGUGACCUCAAUUGUACUUUCCUCUUGAUAAUGUUGACUUGUUCAUUUUCAGCCCAUCUGCUGCGAUUGGCACGGAUUUGGCUUUCACUGGUAGCGUGGUAACAUAUACUCCCAGGUCUUUCUCUGCCUCUGUGGUGGAUAGUGGAGUGUUUCCCAUGUGGUAUUGGUGUGCUGGAUUUCCCCUCCCAAGGUGCAUGACUUUACAUUUUUCUUCAUUGAAUUGUUGCAGCCACUUUUUGUUCCAUUCCUCUAGCUUGGUGAGGUCUUCUUGUAGGAAAUUUGCAGUCAAGGGGUUAACGAUGUGACAAACUACAAUAAGCAAAGUGUUAUGAGGUCACUGGCUCCUUGAGGGUACUGCCAGGAACAGGUCAGGGACAAGGGGCUGAAGCUGUGAGCCUUGUUUGGAUGGUCUCUGGAAAAGACAGUGGUGCCAUGGGCUGCCAUAGCAAUAUAUAUAUAUUUAUUACUAUUUAAGGCGUAGCAGCAGUAGGAGUAGUUGCUGAGUAUUUUAUUACAUAUGCCUAGUAUUGGUGCUUUACUUAGCAUAUAUUUUUAGAAGCCAUGAGAUGGUAACGUGAGUUAGCUAUGAGAAGCUGACUCUGCUGAGCGUUGUGCCGGAGUGUUGUGUCCAGAUGUCUUUUUUUAUUGUUUGUUUGCUUGUUUUAGAAGAGCAGUAAAUCCUCUAUUUAACAAACUUACUUAGCAGAGAUCUGAUCCAUCAAAUCCUAAAGUUCAUGAGUGUAAAUUAUAUAGAUUUUUAUCUGUUUGGUUAUUAUUUUAUAAAACAAAUUUUUUGCAAGUUUACUGAGGGGUGUCCUCUUGCACUGACAGCAUCAACCUUGUGCACACUUGUUCCUGUCUGUUUGUAUCUGUGGAGGUGUGUGUGCCUACUCACAGGAACCUUUCCCAAGCGUUGGCACAGCAGAAGCUUCCAGUGCUCCUUGCCGUGGCACUAUUUCCCUCCACACACUGAGUCCCUUGCCUCCAAGCUGUUUCCCUCCAGCGCUUCAUUUUGCUGGUGGUCCCACACUCACACAUCCUCCCAGCCUUGCUCUCUCCUCACAGGCAUCCUCAGUUAUUCUUGGCGCAGGGUCUCAUUAGUUCUGUCAAAUGUAACAAACUUUUGGACACAAUGACUUGGUGUUGGUUUGCUACAUGGAAGAUUUACUGCAGAGGUCAGGCUUGGUGUGAGGCCAGGCCAAGGGCUGAUAGGACUGCUCGGGGCUUCCCUUUUGAUAACACAGCUUUUUUGUACUGUAGAAUUUAUACUGGAUGAAAAGUGAAUCACAAGCUUUUUAACUAGAUCACAAAAACCCUUGGAUUACAAGUGAAAAUGUGAUUGCAAUGUUUCCUUGAGUUAAAUAAAGAAAAAAAUGUCA